Molecule: messenger RNA, 3978 nt
Organism: Linum trigynum
Lineage: Eukaryota; Viridiplantae; Streptophyta; Magnoliopsida; Malpighiales; Linaceae
Source: the annotation of a GenBank genome assembly
AUUUUAUGUUUUGUGGAAUCAGUUAGUAUGAUAUUCCCACCAAAUAAUAAAUCUAGCAUAACAAAGUUUUACUUCACCGUUAUGGUUAAUCUUGACUUGUUUUCAUACCUUUCUGUGAUUUUUUUGCUUAUUUCUUGAUUUAAUUUCUUAUUUUCUCUGUGGUUCAUUACCAAAUUAAAUAGUUUUGUGUAGUUUUGAAUCAUAAUAUAUAACUGGGUAUGUGGUAGACGACAUUAUGACCAUUUGUGUGGGUAAGUAUUAUUAGUGCUUUGCGCAUUGUGGUUAUGGCUAACAUUGUGCGUCUGGAUGAGAAUAGCUAGUAAGAAAUUGGAAAAAACUUGGUCUGGCAGCUUUUGAAUGGCUAAGGAAUGCCUGUGAAUGAAGGAUUGAACGAUUGAAGCUUGUUUUGCCUGAUAAGCAAAUUUGGAAUGGACGUGAUGCACUUCACAAGGUACCAGAGGCUACCAGAGACCAGAGUAUUAGUAGCAGAGGGAAGCUGACAGAUAUGACACUGGAAUGUAAAAGGAAAAGCUUUGUAUUAGUAUGUACAGGUAAAAUUCCCCUGUUAUCUACUAAAACCUUAAAACUUAACAAACUAGAGGAGAGAUGCAUCUACAUUGAGCAGCUCGUAUCCUAAGUUCUCUACAAAAUUGUGUUUAAUCGUUCUCCUCCUAUGACCUAGUCAAGCUGGAGGUCACAUAAGUAAAUGUCUCUUCACUGCAGGGAAUUGUCAAGCCACCCAUCUGAUGAUCAAAGCCAAAUUCUUCUUCAGCCAUGGUCAGCAAAUCCUGAAAUGCAGGCUGGUUCAAAUAUGAUACAGGAACUACAAAUCGCUUCUUCUGCGUCUCCCCAACAUACACUGCUAGGAAACCUUUAGGCACAUUUGAAAACCGUGAGGUUGCUUUGUUUGAGCCAGAUCCUGAGCGUCGCAGAAUUUGCUUAGCAAGAUUGCCCGGUAAGCCAAUGGCCAUAAUGUCCUUUUCUUUUCUGAACAAAGUUGGUGUUGGAGAAAAGAAGUGAAGAGAAAUUGAGACUUGUUUUGUGUUGGUUAUGACAUUGAUUCAUGAGGAUCUAUAUAUAGAUAGAUGGUUUCUUCCUUCUCCUCCACAAUUUGGCGCCUAGGCCUAAAAUGCUUGUUGAAACAUAGUUCAUGGGGUGUCACAUGGCCUUGUCUUCCAAUGGGUACAAGUUUGGGGGAUUGAGAAGGUGAGUAACCUACAAGUUUGAGGGGUAGGCUAAUGGACGAUUGCAUAAUUCAUUGACAACAGGACGUUCGUAUAAGGAAAUGAAGUUUAACGAGUCACAUGGUCCUGUCUUGAAAUCAUAUAGCAAAUUGUAGAACUGAAAGCCAGCUACCUGCCCUACAGGUUCAGGGGUAGGCUGGUGGACGAUCACAACAUUUGAAAGUCGGACUUCCAUAUAAUCAAUUAUGAAGUUGUUAUGAUAAAGCUUGUUGUCCAUAUCCAUAGGCGACAUGCUUGAGACAAAGGUACAUGUAAUGAACUUUGUUUUAAUGAGAAGGUAGGACUAACAGGCAGAGGACUGGUGGCUGUGGCAUCCAAUGUACUGGAGAAGGAAUGAAUGAAGGUAAGACAUUUGACACCAACAUAUCUGUUUAGGAUCUAUUUGAAGCUUAUGGUAAUUUUAUUUAUGAAGCCGAGUCCGCUCUUCAGUUGGGGCUUUAUCUAUUGGAGGGUCUAAAGUGUCCACCAAACCCCUAGUCGUCUUGUGGGGGUUCCGUGUUUUGGCAUUCAACAUGGUCCUUGCCCUUGGUCAUAUUUUUUCCAUUCAUCUAAGACUGACGUCUAACCUGACAAACUAGAAAAGAAAGUCUGGCUGUGCUUGUGAAAGCUUAAAUAUAAAGCAUAUGUUCAAACAUUAGUGAUGUAGUUUCCCCCAAACAGGACUGUGUUAUCUCAAAAUCUUGAAAAUAUUAUAUGUUCCAUGCAAUGGAUUUCUUGUUCCUGAUAUUUGUUGGUCAAGUUUAUCCUUCAGAUCUCUUGCUUCCCUCUAUUGGUAUCAUAUGAGUUGGCUCACCUAUGAGCAAAUUCUUAAACUUCCAUGCCAAUAAACAGUAAGCAAAAGUGUCCGGAGCUGAAAGUAACCACAUUUUAAUGUAGGAAAAGUUUCCUCAAAGCAGAUUGAGCCUGGUUUCUGGAGAAGGACCAAAAUUAGACUCGAGUCAAGUAUGCUAUUGUCCGUAUGGGUUCAUGGAAUAUUAGUAAUGUGUGCUUCAUCAGGUCUAGCUACACUACUAAAAGUUGUUGGCUCACUGAACAGAGGUAAACGUCAUGUAUGGUUGAGUUAAGAUGUAGGCUGUGUUGUUCUGUGGUUUUGGGCACCAUGUUUGACUCCUACCCGUGUUUUAACAAUAAAAUUUUAAUUGUCUGGAAAACUGAGCAAAAUUCAAUAUGCUCAUUACAGAUUAAGUAUAUAGAACUUACAUUCAUGGAUUAAUACAGGAGCAAUAGACGGCAAUCUUAAUACUUCACAUGUUAUACAGAGGGUCCAUAUGCUUAUCAGCAACACUUCUCUCUUAAUUACCAGACUUCAAGCUGAAAGGGAAGUGUCAAGCCACCCAUUGGAUGAUCAAAGCCAAACUCUUCUUCAGCCAUGCUCAAUAAAUCUUGGAAUGAAGGCUGACUUAAGUAGGACACUGGAACAACAAAUCGCUUCUUCUGGGUCUCCCCGACAUACACUGCUAGGAAACCUUUUGGCACGUCUAGAAACCUUGAACUUGCUUUGCUUGAGCCAGAUCCUGACCGUCGCAGGAUUUGCUUAGCAAGAGUACCUGGUAAGCCAAUAGCCAUAGCUUUUGUUUUUUUGGAUGAAAGUGGUGUUAAGAUUGUGAUUUCAGACGAGAAUCUUGAUCACCAAUGUGUUGGUUCUGAAGCAAGUUUAGAUGGAUCUUAUAUAGACAUAGUGGGUAUUGUUUCUCUCCUUAAUUUGGAUCCUAGACCUAAAUCCCAGUUGGUACAUAGUUCUUUCAGCAUCACAUGGCCUUGUCUUCCACCGGUCGAACAAAUUGUAGGGACUGGGAGGAGGGUAAGUGCCCUACAGGUUUGAUGGGCAGGCCAAUUGAUUACCACAUACACAUUGAGAUAGGGCAUUCAUGUAACGAUAAUGAAGUUAUUAUGGUGAAGCUAGCUGUCCAUAUCUGUUCUAGACAUGUUGCAGACAUGUUUGAUAUCAUGAGCUUCCUUUUUAAAAGAAUUCAUGUCUAACUACUUGGAGAUGAAGACGUGUGGUCGCUGUGGCCUCUGGCAACGAGUCAGAUGGAGAAUGAGUAAAGGUAAAUUUAUAUGACUUCAACAUUGCAUUUUAGGAUUCAAAUGAAUGUAAAGUUUAUAAACUGGUUGUAUAUUUAAGGGAAAUAUUCUUUGGAUAACCCAACCCUAGCCUUCGUGUAUAAAUGGCUUCAUAUCUAUGCCAUCAAGAAUUAAGCAAAAGUAUUCAUGAAGGUAAUUUUACUGAAAUAUAACGACAUAUAAUGAACUUUCGGAGAAGAUAAAAAUAAUGGAUUUCAGGAAGUACGUAAGUGCAGCUACAACUGGAAUCAUUGGAAAUGGGUUGUUGAACUAGGAGUCCCCUCCACUGUUUCUAUUUGUAGUUCAAUUAGGCAAAGUAACAAUGGCUAUUAAGCUAUAGACAAUGCUAGCUAUGAUUCUUUUAUCUUGCAUAUAUAUGGUCAGUUAGACAAGGUCUAAUGUAAAUUUAACUGUUAGCUCAAGCCAUAAAAAAUGCUUUUCAAUUGACCAAACUCAACAGCUUUUCAGAAUUCUUCUGUGAUAUACACAAGAUGGAAGGUAAAGAAAUGGAUGUUUUUACUGCAUGGGGAAUGGUCAUUAUGCCUGUUGGUUGAUUGAAACAAUUUCUUCUGGCAAAUCAGGAUAUGAAGGGUUGUUCAAAUCCCACCAUGGAGCCACUGUGAACCCUUCAAUUUGUUAUUAUGGAUGGAAGUAAAUGAAAAGAUUUUUG